AUGGCCACCACGUCAGCAGCACCGGACACUCCUGCCUCACGCCAGAGCUAUGGGCGCGGCAGGGCAACCGGGCAGCCCCUGGUUUCACAGCUUCCCUUCCUGUGGGCAUUGCUGCUGGGCUUCCCCGCUGAGUCUCGGGCUUCUGUCGACACUCCACCCCACUCCAUAAAGGUGGAGGGUGACAUCACGCUCGGAGGACUCUUCCCCAUCCAUGCCCGGGGCCUGGCGGGUGUCCCGUGUGGGGAGCUGAAGAAGGAGAAGGGCAUACACCGCAUGGAGGCCAUGCUCUACGCCCUGGACCAGAUCAACAGCGACCCGGACCUGCUGCCCAACGUCACACUGGGCGCCCGGAUCCUGGACACCUGCUCCAGGGACACAUACGCCCUGGAACAGUCGCUCACCUUCGUCCAGGCUCUCAUCCAGAAAGACACGUCGGACGUGCGAUGCUCGAAUGGAGAGCCGCCCAUCGUCCCCAAGCCGGAGCGCGUGGUUGGGGUCAUCGGGGCGUCUGCCAGCUCCGUGUCCAUCAUGGUGGCCAACGUCUUGCGCCUGUUUGCGAUCCCACAGAUCAGCUACGCCUCCACAGCCCCGGAGCUGAGUGACAAUGCGCGCUACGACUUCUUCUCGCGGGUGGUGCCACCGGACUCCUUCCAAGCGCAGGCCAUGGUGGACAUCGUGAGGGCCAUGGGCUGGAACUACGUCUCCACGCUGGCAUCAGAGGGCAGCUACGGCGAGAGUGGGGUAGACGCUUUCCUCCAGAUCUCCAGAGAAGCAGGAGGUCUGUGCAUAGCCCAGUCCAUUAGGAUUCCUAGAGAACCACGACCAGGAGAGUUUGACAAAAUCAUUAAAAGGCUAAUGGAGACCUCCAAUGCCAGAGUGGUCAUAAUAUUUGCUAAUGAAGACGACAUCAAGCGGGUCCUUGAGGCUGCAAAGAGGGCCAAUCUCACAGGUCACUUCCUGUUUGUGGGAUCUGACAGCUGGGGAGCCAAAAUUGCCCCUGUCCUGAACCAGGAAGAUGUGGCAGAGGGUGCAGUCACCAUCCUGCCCAAAAGGGCAUCUAUAGAGGGCUUCGACCAGUACUUCACCUCACGCUCUUUGGAGAACAACAGGAGGAACAUGUGGUUCGCAGAGUUCUGGGAGGACAACUUUGGCUGCAAACUGACACGCCCUGGCCUUAAAUUAGACAGUGGACAGAGGAAAUGUACAGGAGAGGAGCGGAUCGGCAAGGACUCGCCGUACGAGCAGGAGGGGAAGGUGCAAUUUGUGAUCGACGCCGUGUAUGCCAUGGCCCACGCACUCCACCACAUGCUCACGGACCUGUGCCCGGGGGCCCCAGGCGUCUGUAGCAGGAUGGAUCCGGUGGAUGGAGGACUGCUGCUCAAAUACAUCCGGGCCGCCAACUUCAACGGCAGUGCAGGCACUGGAGUGAUGUUUAAUGAGAACGGAGAUGCUCCAGGCCGUUACGACAUCUUCCAGUACCAGAUGUCUAACAGCACCAUCGCCGGCUACAAGGUCAUUGGCCAGUGGACGAACCACCUACGGCUCAACACCGAGGAGAUGCAGUGGCCUGGGGGUGAGAGGCAGGCACCGGACUCUGUCUGUAGCUUCCCUUGCGGGCCAGGAGAGAGGAAGAGGAUGGUGAAGGGCAUGCUGUGUUGCUGGCAUUGUGAGCUCUGCGAUGGCUACCAGCACCUCCUCAACGAGUUCACGUGCGAGACGUGCCCGUUCGACACGCGGCCCACGCCCGACCGUGCGGGCUGCCGGCCCACGCCCAUCAUCAAGCUGGAGUGGACCUCGCCCUGGGCCGUCGUGCCCGUCGUACUGGCCAUGCUCGGCAUCCUGGCCACCACGGGAGUCAUCGUCACCUUCGUCCGCUUCAACGACACGCCCAUCGUGCGCGCGGCCGGCCGGGAGCUCAGCUACGUGCUGCUGGUGGGCAUCUUCCUCACCUAUCUCAUCACGUUCCUGAUGAUGGCCGAGCCGAGCGUGACGGUGUGCGCCUUGCGCAGGCUGCUGCUCGGCCUGGGGAUGUGCGUCAGCUACUCGGCUAUGCUCACCAAGACCAACCGCAUCUACCGCAUCUUCGAGCGGGGCAAGAAGUCGGUGACACCCCCCAAGUUCAUCAGCCCUGCCUCGCAACUCAUCAUAACUUCCCUCCUGAUCUCGGCGCAGCUGCUAGGGAUUUUCAUCUGGUUCGCUCUCGUACCUCCCCACACCAUAAUCGACUUCGAGGAGCUGCACCCCCCCAACCCGGAGCUGGCACGAGGCAUCCUGAAGUGUGACAUGUCCGACCUGUCUCUGAUUGGCUGCCUCAGCUACAGCAUGGCGCUGAUGGUCACGUGCACGGUGUACGCCGUCAAGAGCCGUGGCGUCCCGGAGACGUUCAACGAGGCCAAGCCCAUCGGCUUCACCAUGUACACCACCUGCAUCAUCUGGCUGGCCUUCGUGCCCAUCUUCUUCGGCACGGCGCAGUCCACAGAGAAGAUGUUUAUCCAGACCACCACGCUGACCGUGUCCAUGAGUCUGAGUGCCACCGUGUCCCUGGGAAUGCUUUACAUCCCCAAGGUCUACGUGAUUGUCUUCCACCCGGAGCGGAACAUGCAGAAGCGGAAGCGGAGCUUCAAGUCCGUGGUGCAGGCCGCCACCGUCUCCACGCGCCUCUCGCACAAGGCCAGCGAGAAGCAGAACGGGGACAUCCGAGGGGACGCGGAGAGACCUCGGUGAACGCUGCAGCUCUCGGCAUUUCCAAUCGAGACGGUCGAUUUUUAAAAAUGAUUAUUAUUCCUUUGUUUUGUUGUUUCUUUGUUCUGUUAAGGAAGCACAGUUUUAAAUCAUUGUCUUUUGCCUCUAUAAGCACCUGAGGUUCUUUUCUAGAACCUGUGCCAGAAUGGGCCCCUGUGUGGGUCGGUGACCUGGACGGUUUAAGACAGGCCACAGACGGUACUCCGCCGAGUCUUGUGCACUGUGAUUAUGUUCAUCAAAUGGACGGAAUAGAGAUUUUGAGACCCUGGGCCACUGUUGAUGACGAAAAAAAAAAAAAAUCUGGGAGAAAUGAGUCAGAGCUUUGAAAAUGAUAUGGACAAAAAUAGAAAUAUCUUGACUAAUGGAUUUCUUUGGUCAGUAUGGAGAUGUAAAAAUGCAAAAAAUGUAAAAAUGUGUUUCCUUUCUAUACCUCUCUGCAUGCUCCAGCACCAGUUAAGCUGUAGUUCUGAUUUUAACCUUUACAACCGUUUUCAGAGAUCUGCAUGAACUAUGUGUCCGGCAUCCCCAAAUAUUUUGCUGAUGUAAGCCCUUUUUUUCCACAACUGAAUCAAACACACCUCUCAGGGAGUCCAUAUGUUUUUCUCGUAACCUUGAGCCUCUGAUCAAUUAUGUUUUAUACAUCUGGGAGAGCCAUCAGCUUGUAGCUUGUAAGAAGUGAGUGAAAAUGAACAAAUACCCACAUUCGUUUGAUAUUAAAAAAAAAGAUCUUGUCAGAUUGUGCCAUGACUUUGCUAGUAAAGGAAACAAGCAUUUUGUUGUUCAUUUCAAAGGGUUUGCAGUAUAGCGUGUUCUUUUGGGUGUUUAUUAAAAACGGCGUUAUUAUCUACCUCAGUGCAGUGAAGGGCGCUCUCUUGUGGUACAAAAUGAAACCAAAAACAUUAAUUAUGGGAGUAUGUGCAAAUACAAAACUGAAUGGUGCAGGGCACAAUUAGAAUCACAUAAAGAAAAAUAAGAUUCCUUCACAUAUACCUAAUACACCUGAGUGUGGGUCGAUAUAACCUUUUGUUAGAAAUUCAGCAAUGAAAGUUUUUGACUAGAAGGUCUUCCUCUGGAAUAUUCAGGCAUGUGAAUCUCCCAAAAGUAACCUUUUUACAAUUGACAACACCAGUACCUAAAACCGAUGUCAAUGUUCAGGUUAAACAAAACUACAUGUAGACACAAUAAUCACAGCCUCAUGUGGUAUAUAUUAUAUAUUCAAUAAAACAUAUUAUAGGCUUAACAUCAGAUCUCAUAUUAAUGCCAUUGUGAAUAAAAGCAUCGCAUGUAGGUCCAGAACAAUUCUCUUUUCAGACUUCACCCACAGAUGUAUCUACACACUUCAUACUGUGUGCAGUAUUGGCUUAAAUAUGGACUGUAACAUUAAGCCUCUUGAUUAUUUUAUGUAUAUUUUGUGUCAUUUAACCUGCUAAAUAAUUUGCUGACUAAAUCUUUCAAUAUUAAUUAUAUGUUACUGAAAUCUUCUGCUUUUCUUUCAUUACAUUUGCAUGUUUCUAAGAGUACAGGCAGAGUUCUGGAUUCUGCAUUUAGUGUUAAACAUCUAGUUCACCUCACCUAGCUGGGAUAUUGACAUUAGCUACGGUAAUGUGCAUGCAAAUUUAAAUGUAAUUUGCAUGUAAUGCUAUUCCAUGCAGCACGUCUGUCUGUCCUACAGGCACCUGCAAGACCAAGCAGAUUCUGUUUUAUGUGGCCAGUCAAAAUCAGGAUUCAAGCAGGUUAGCCCAGCCUAGGUGUGUUUCAUGGAUGUCAUGUUUGUUCUGCUUG
Electrophorus electricus (electric eel) is the source of this 4524-nucleotide messenger RNA. The record is from RefSeq and is a predicted model, not a curated record. Lineage: Eukaryota; Metazoa; Chordata; Actinopteri; Gymnotiformes; Gymnotidae.